CUCUCUCUCUCUCUCUGUGUGUGUGUGCGCGCAUUCGGAAGCCGCGCGGACGUUUGUGCCCGGCGCAUGCGCACUCCGGCGACGUCUGGCACUCGCCUCUCCAGUGUCUCAUUAAUAUUCAAACGCGCGACGAGCGAGCUCUCUGAUUGGCUGUAUCCAAGACGACCUGUGCAAACACACACACACACACACACACACGAAUGCGCCCGUGAAAGACGUAAACGCAACGAAUAUUGAUGAAAUUAAUUUAACCUAAUAAGAUUAUCUUCUGAAAAUGGAGGAGCAGUCACUUGAGGAAACGCAUCCUGAUCCGAAGUCUGAAGAUCUGAAUGCGGAAAAGGUGGCAGACGUCGUCGACAGCGAUGAUUUGGCUAAACCUGAUGAUGAAAGCUGUGCAGUAGAAGUAGAAGUAGAAGUAAAAGAGACAGAGCAAGCAGUGACUGAAAAGGAUGAAUUGAGGAACAUGCAGAAUGCACCAGAAAACCCUGAAGAAGAAUUCGAAGCUUCAGUCAGGGGUGAUGAAUUGAGGAACACACAGAACGCACCAGAAAACCCUGAAGAAGAGUUUGAAGCUUCAGUCAGAAGUGACGAAUUGAGGAACAUGCAGAAUGCACAAGAAAACCCAGAAGAAGAGUUCGAAGCAUUAGUGAGAGGUGAUGUACAAGUUGGUGAUGUAUUUGAAGAGUGGGCCAACUCAGAUGUGGAGAUUUUUCAAAACAAGGAUGAUGUAGAAGAGCCUGAAAGCCAUGAGGACGAAGAUCACAGACAGUCUACAGCAGAUCUUCAACACAACCUUCAACUGGACUCUAAAGAGGAGCAGGAGCUCCUUCGAGAACUCCAAACAGAAAAUGAAAAACUGCGUCGGCUCAAUUACCAGCUCCAAACUAAACUAGCUGAAUACUUCUGGCUUAAACCGGACAUAGAAAUGCAGUCAGUUCAAGAAAAGAUUUACCCAAACCAAGGGUGCAGCCAGAAGUACUCAGACAUUAUAGAGGAUAUUAGAAGGCAGAGGCAGGACAAGAAGCAAAAGCAUCUCCAACACCACAAUGUAAAUGAGCUGCUUUGGCAGAACAAUGAGAAGUUAGAGCAAAUAGAGCUUGAGUGGAGCAUGCUAAUAUCAUCCAAGCGAGAGGUACUCAUUACAGGUCUGGAGCAGGCGAAUAGCAAGAUGGAGGCCCAAGCUGUGGCUGAGCGUCUGCUGACAGGUGCACAGAAAUGUGAGGAUGAGUUUGUCUCUGUCAGGCAUGAAAACUUCAAGUUGAAUCUAAAGCUGUCCAACUUGGAGCUAGGGCUCCAUGUUAGCGACGAUGAUCCAGAUGGAGAGAUGCACCACAUCGACUUCGAGCAGCUAAACAUUGAAAACCAGACUUAUGGUGAAAAGAUCCAGGAGUGCAGAGAGGAUCUGCUUAAGCUCAAGAGGACAUUACCCCAAACUGGGCAGAUUCUGAUGCAUGUGAAAGAGAAAUUGAGGUUUGUUCAGGUGGAGAACCAGGAGAAGCAGGGACAUUUUAAUGAAUUGGAUGCAUUGGUUCUGCAUGAGCAGGAAGCUCUGACACAGACCAUGCAGGCCCGGGACAUGCUACGCUUUGACAACCUGCGUAAGAGAAAGGACUGUGGCCUGCUGGGUAACCCAACACUACUUCGGAACCUUGAAGACACAGAGGAUGAGCGUCAGGCACUUGAGAGACAAGUAAAGAUGCUAGAAAGACGCUGAAGAGACACGCACAAGACCAUAAAUAUAUGUGUACAAAUAUAUGCAACACACAAGCAGAAACUAUGGCAUCAACUCUCAUUUCGCAUAUUAUUUUGAUGUACAGAUAUGGAUAUUUUUUGUCAUUUAAAUAAAGAGGGAAAAGAGAAGAAUUGUGGAAGUAAAGAAC
This is a messenger RNA of Hemibagrus wyckioides, 1880 nucleotides long. It is a transcript of the gene cfap184, whose product is annotated as coiled-coil domain containing 96. NCBI's taxonomy places the organism in Eukaryota, Metazoa, Chordata, Actinopteri, Siluriformes, Bagridae. The record is from RefSeq and is a predicted model, not a curated record. The transcript has 4 exons. Gene Ontology annotation, cellular component: ciliary basal body; axoneme. Gene Ontology annotation, biological process: cilium assembly. Bases 275 to 1714 code for a protein of 479 amino acids.